Molecule: messenger RNA, 3766 nt
Organism: Fragaria vesca subsp. vesca
Lineage: Eukaryota; Viridiplantae; Streptophyta; Magnoliopsida; Rosales; Rosaceae
Gene: NBS26
Product: TMV resistance protein N-like
Exons: 5
Coding region: 98-3766 (1222 amino acids)
Biological process (GO): signal transduction; defense response
Molecular function (GO): ADP binding
Source: RefSeq, a predicted model, not a curated record
UUUUCUCUGAAGCAGCCAGCAGACUCGGUUGGGGUUGGGAUGCCGCACAUAUUAUAUAGCCAAGAAAGCACAGAGUCAAUUUGCACCUGUCUGUAAUAUGGCUUCUUCAUCUUCUUCUACACAUUGCUUUAGAUAUGAUGUCUUUGUUAGUUUCAGAGGUCAGGACACCCGCAAUUCUUUUACCAGCCAUCUUCUUAAGGCUUUAGAUGGUAAGAAAGUUGUCGCCUAUAUGGAUUACAAACUUGAGAAUGGAGUUGAAAUUGCACCUGCCCUCCUGAAAGCAAUUGAAGAAUCAAGGAUUUCUGUCAUUAUUUUCUCCGAGAACUAUGCUUCUUCACCAUGGUGUUUGGAUGAACUUGUGCAUAUACUGGAAUGCAAGGAAAAAUAUCAACAGUUUGUUAUACCUGUUUUUUAUAGAGUAAAUCCGUCACAUGUUCGAUACCAGAGGAAGAGUUACGCAGCUGCAUUUGCUAAACACGAAGCAGGUGGUGAUAAGAUGGACGAAGUGCUCAAGUGGAAGAGUGCUUUGACAAUAGCAGCCAACCUAUCAGGGUUUGAUUCAGACACUAUUAGUAAUGAGUCUGAACUAGUUGAGGGAAUCCUCAAAGCUAUUUUGAUGAAAUUGGAUCGUCAAUCCUCAAGUGAUUUGAAGGGCUUGGUUGGGGUUGAAAGUCGCAUUCAGAAAAUAGAAUCAUUAAUUUGCAAUUCACCACCACAGGUUCAAGUUCGAACAGUAGGUAUUUGGGGUAUGGGCGGUAUAGGAAAGACCACCCUUGCUGGUGCUGUAUAUAGUAGACUCUCUUCUCAUUUUGAAGCUUCCUGUUUUCUUGCAAAUGUUCGGGAAGAAUCAGAAAAAUGUGGAAUAAACCAUUUGCGAAAUGAACUUCUUCGUGAGUUAUUGAAGGAACAGAGUUUAAGUAUCGGCACUCCAUUUCUAGGAUCAACAUUUGUUAACAAGAGGCUCUCUCGUGCAAAAAUCUUCAUUGUUCUUGAUGAUGUCAGUGAUCUAAACCAAUUAGAAUAUUUGGUUGGAGUUCAAGUUCAGUUUGGCCCUGGCAGUAGAAUCAUCAUAACAACUAGAGACAAGCAGCUACUUAGAGAGAUGCAAGUACUUAGGAAAGGAGCUGACCAUGAUGUUAAGGUAUACGAGGUGCAGAAAUUAAACUGUAAUGAAGCACUUCAGCUUUUCCAUAUGAAUGCUUCUCAAAGAUUCAAUUUGGGAGCCGACUCUGCAGCUUUUCUAAGGGCAGUGGUGGAUUAUGCUGCAGGCAUUCCAUUAGCACUACAGAUUUGGGGUUCCUUAUUUCGUCGAUGCAAGAGCCAGCAAGAAAGGGAUUGUCUAUUGAAUAAAUUGAGAAAGUUUCCUAACCAAAAGCUACUGAAUGUGUAUAGAGUAAGUUAUGAUGCAUUAGAUGAAAAUGAGAGGGAGAUAUUUCUCAAUAUUGCAUGUUUCCAUAAAGAGGAGGCAAUUGAUGAUGCAAGGAGGCAACUAGAUGCCUGUGGUUUAUUUGCGGAUAGUGGCAUUAAAACUCUCAUUGAUAUGUCUCUCAUACAAAUCAAAAACAAGUAUGGCAACCGCAAUUUCCUAUGGAUGCAUGAUGUGAUACAAGAAAUGGGUUGGGCGAUUGUUCAUGAACAAUGUCCUGAAGAACCUGGCAAGCGGAGUAGGUUGUGGAACCUUGAUGAUGUCUGUCAUGUGUUGGGAAGAAAUACUGGAACUGAAAAGGUUCACAGCAUAUCAGUAAACCUAUCUAAGAUAAAAGAGCUCAACUUGAGGACUCCAGACUUCACAAAGAUGUAUAAUCUAAGAUUCCUAAGGUUUUAUAGGCGCUACCAUGUUAAGCAAUGCAAUGUGCGCCUUAACCUAAAGUCUCUUCCUAGCUCCCUUAGAUAUCUCUGCUGGCCUGCAUACCCUUUAAAAUCUUUGCCACCAAAAUUUUCGUCUGAAAAUCUUGUCGAGAUUUCUAUGCCCAACAGCCAACUCCAGAGACUUUGGAAUGAAGGACAGAAUCCUAGGAACUUAAAAAGAAUUGAUCUUAGAGACUGCAAGCAGCUGGUUGAAGUUCCAGAUCUCUCAAAGAGUGUAAACAUUGAGACUAUAGAUCUUCCAGGCUGUUUACAGUUGGUUGAAGUUCCUUCGUAUUUCAAAGUUCUUCACAAGCUUGGUUCUCUGAAUCUGAGUCAUUGCUUGAAUCUUAAAAUUCUUUCAGAUAUGCCACACAAUAUGAGGUUCUUAAAUUUAGAUAGUACUGCAGUAGAAGAGUUGCCUACAUCGAUUUUCUCUCUAGAAAAGCUUGUUGAAUUGAACCUUGAAUGUUGUGAGGGUAUUAAAAAUCUUCCAAACAGCAGUUGGAAGUUGAACUCCCUCACAUCUCUUUAUUUGUGUGGGACAAGUAUAGAAGGAUUGCCAUUAUCUAUUGACUGUCUCUCUUCUGUCGCAUCCAUUCAGUUGAAAUUUUGCAAAAGGCUUGUGAGUCUUCCAACUAGCAUAUAUAAGUUGAAGUCUCUUGAGAGACUUUCUCUUGAAGGAUGCUCUAGCUUCAGGAACUUCCCAGAAAUCUUAGAGCCUAUGAAACGCCUGGAGGAUCUUAGUUUAAGUCUAACAGAAAUCAAAGAGCUACCCUAUUCUAUUGAAAAUCUAGUUGGGCUUAAAACAUUAAGGUUAUAUGAGUGCAAAAGCCUGGAGUCUCUCCCAAGUAGCAUCUACAAGUUAAACCUUACAAUUUUCGCACUUGAUGGAUGUUGCAGACUGAAAAGAAUGCCUCCCUCGUCAGCCAUAUUGUGGUCUUCGAUACGUGGUCUAGACCUGCAUGGUUGUCUAGCAUUAAAAGAAAUUCCUGAUUGCAUUUAUAGUUUGACCUCAAUCUGGAGAUUAGAUCUGAGUGAAAGCAUGAUUGAGAGCAUAUCUCCUGCCAUCAAACAAGCGUCUGGCCUCAGGUUCCUAUAUGUAAGUAACUGCAAGUGUCUGCAAUUUUUACCAGAGCUCCCAUAUCUUCUAAAAGUGUUUGAUGCAAGUGGCUGCACGAAGCUUGAGACAGUGUCACGCUCGAUGACUGUACCCACAGAAGGUUUGGAUGAAAUAUGUGAAAGUGGUCUACUUGAUCAUCAUGAGCAACAUUUAUUUUAUGAUUGCUUAAAUUUGGAUGAGAAUGCCCGGAGCAACAUUGUGGAUGAUGCACAUCUUAGAAUUAUGCGAACGGCAACUGCCAAUCAUCGUCUAAGUCUCCUCAAGAAAUUUCAAUCUGAAGGAUCAGCAUUUCAGGAGGAAAACUCUCCUUCAGUUGCUGUUGUAUGUCCAGGGAAUGAACUUCCAAAAUGGUUGAGCUAUCAAACUGAAGGAUCCUCAAUCCAAAUCAAUCUUCCUCUAACUUGGUGUCCUGAUGCAAAUUUUUUGGGUAUAGCUCUUUGUGCUGUUGUUACAAUCCAUAAGCCAUGUUGGUUAGAUUAUGGCUUUAAGUUCACUUUCAAAACUGUUAAAGGUGAAAACCAUCAGUUUGACCGUUGCGCUCGUACUUAUGAGAAGGUUCGGACAGGUUGGGGAGAUCAAGAAUCAGAUCACUUGUUUGUGUGGUAUGAUAGACUUGAAAAGGUGUGGACGACUGAUUUUAACAAUGCCACUGAAGCCUUCUUUGACUUGUUUGUACAAAAUAGGAGGCCUGCUGGUGGAGAGCAGUCCGCUGUGGGAUACUGUAGUGUGAAAAGGUGUGGAAUAUGCCUGCUGUCUGAUGCCCAAAUGUUAUUAAAUGUCAAGUCCAUCAAGAUGUAG